This is a messenger RNA of Miscanthus lutarioriparius, 996 nucleotides long. Lineage: Eukaryota; Viridiplantae; Streptophyta; Magnoliopsida; Poales; Poaceae. The record is from the annotation of a GenBank genome assembly.
AUGGCCGCCUCCUCCCGCCGCGCGUCGCAACUGCUGGGGUCCGCCGCCUCCCGCCUCCUCCACGCGCGGGGCUUCGCCGCGGCGGCCGCCGCGGCGCCCUCGCCGGCGGUCUUCGUCGACAAGAGCACCCGCGUGAUCUGCCAGGGCAUCACGGGGAAGAACGGCACCUUCCACACCGAGCAGGCCAUCGAGUACGGCACUAACAUGGUUGGUGGAGUGACUCCUAAGAAAGGUGGAACUGAACAUUUAGGGCUCCCAGUGUUUAACUCUGUAGCAGAAGCUAAGGCUGAAACAAAAGCCAACGCAUCUGUUAUAUAUGUUCCACCACCAUUUGCUGCCGCCGCUAUAAUGGAGGCCAUGGAGGCUGAGCUCGACCUUGUUGUCUGCAUUACGGAAGGAAUUCCGCAGCAUGACAUGGUGAAAGUGAAGGCUGCACUAAACAGGCAGUCUAAAACUCGAUUGAUUGGGCCAAAUUGCCCUGGUAUCAUUAAGCCUGGUGAGUGUAAAAUUGGAAUCAUGCCAGGUUACAUCCACAAGCCUGGGCGUAUUGGGAUCGUAUCUCGUUCUGGUACCUUGACAUAUGAAGCGGUGUUUCAAACAACAGCUGUAGGUUUGGGGCAGUCAACUUGUGUAGGCAUUGGUGGUGACCCGUUCAAUGGCACAAAUUUUGUUGAUUGCCUUGAAAAGUUUGUUGAGGACCCUCAAACAGAAGGUAUUGUUCUCAUUGGUGAAAUUGGAGGUACGGCUGAGGAGGAUGCUGCAACAUUCAUCCAGGAAAGCAAAACACAAAAGCCUGUCGUUGCAUUCAUUGCUGGACUUACGGCACCCCCAGGCCGUCGCAUGGGUCAUGCUGGAGCUAUCGUGGCAGGAGGAAAGGGUACUGCCCAGGACAAAAUCAAGGCACUCAGAGAGGCCGGUGUUACCGUUGUCGAGUCACCAGCGAAGAUCGGUUCUACCAUGUUUGAAAUCUUCAAGCAGCGUGGAAUGGUAGAAUAG